This is a messenger RNA of Anisakis simplex (herring worm), 181 nucleotides long. The record is from the annotation of a GenBank genome assembly. Lineage: Eukaryota; Metazoa; Nematoda; Chromadorea; Rhabditida; Anisakidae.
UCCACAUAUAAUGGGAUUGGUAUUGAAGGAAUGGCCGACAACGAGGCAAAAGCACGUAAGAAGCUCGAGGAAGCCGAGAAGAAGGCGAAAGGAGGUGGNUAGUUUAUUCGGAGGUAGCAAAACGGAUGAAGCAGCCGACCUCUUUGUACAGGUUCGUUGGCUUGUCUUCUUUUCGCAGUAG